UCAUCAACGAUGCGAUUAUUAUCCUCUCGAUCCAACGGACCCAAAACACUCUCUUUCUUUCUCUCUCGCCGCGACUUCUCCUCCGAUUCUCUGUUCGCCGUUUCCCGAUUUCUUCCUGAGGUCGAUCUGAGAUGGCGGAUUCCGACAACGAUUCAGGCGGUAACAAAGACGGAGGUAGCGCGUCGACGCGUGAGCAGGAUAGAUUCCUCCCGAUUGCAAACGUGAGUCGGAUCAUGAAGAAAGCAUUGCCUGCGAACGCUAAAAUCUCCAAGGACGCGAAGGAGACUGUCCAGGAGUGCGUAUCGGAAUUCAUUAGUUUCAUCACCGGCGAGGCCUCCGAUAAGUGUCAGAGAGAGAAGAGGAAGACAAUCAACGGGGACGAUCUUCUCUGGGCGAUGACCACGCUAGGGUUCGAGGAUUACGUGGAGCCAUUGAAGAUCUACCUGCAAAAGUACAGGGAGGUGGAAGGGGAGAAGACGACCACGGGGAGACAAGGGGAUAAGGAAGGCGGCGGUGGAGGAAACGGAAGCUCUGGCGGCGGCGGCGGAUUAGGAGGAGGAGGAUAUAAUGGCGGAGGAGCUACGACGGCGGGCGGAGGGAUGUACGGUGGGAUUGUGACGAUGGGGCAUCAUCAUCAAGGACACGUGUACGGCGGUGGAGGAUUACAUCACACGCAGCAAAGCGGGUCCGCACGUGCUGAUUAAUUAAGAACAAACACGAUUGGGGAAAAAUUGAUUAAUAAAAAACACAAUAUAUUGGAACAAAUUAGUAGAAUCAGGAACUCUCUCUGCUCUCUCCUUGCGCAGCUCUGACUCCGUUAACAUAAUGGCUCAAGCUUUAGAUUCACAGGAGAAUACUAUAAUGCAAUCCGCGGCAAGAGGCCUUGAAGAGAUAAAGAAUGAUGAAGAAAUCUGUUCCCUUUGUUCCUUCUUAAAGCCUACUUAAUUCAUCAUGAAACAAUGGGGGUUGUAUGCUGUCUCUGGCUGUUUUGACCAAGACAGUCGACUUCUUGUUCAGAUCACUGACCAAUCUUGCUCAGAAGCAUAGAUAAAGAAACGUUCUCAAAGGUAGCCACAGUCUUCAUCAUCAGCUACUUCUACUACAAGUGCAUCAUCGGCUACAUCAGACAGCACGGAAUUUACUAUUAACCAUUGUCUAAUAGUAGAUACUAAUAACCAUUGUAUCUACUAUUAACCAUUGUCUAGGCCACACUGGAAAGAUAUAAGAGUUUUAGGAGGCAAAACCAGAAUUCCUGUUUCUGAUCCUUCUUAUUUGAACUGAAAUUUAUUAGUCAAUGAGUCAAUAACUAGAGAUUAAUCUA
Eutrema salsugineum is the source of this 1321-nucleotide messenger RNA. RefSeq names its product nuclear transcription factor Y subunit B-3. The coding region runs from base 132 to 704 and encodes 190 amino acids. Gene Ontology annotation, cellular component: nucleus; CCAAT-binding factor complex. The transcript is spliced from 3 exons. Lineage: Eukaryota; Viridiplantae; Streptophyta; Magnoliopsida; Brassicales; Brassicaceae. The record is from RefSeq and is a predicted model, not a curated record. Gene Ontology annotation, biological process: regulation of transcription by RNA polymerase II. Gene Ontology annotation, molecular function: RNA polymerase II cis-regulatory region sequence-specific DNA binding; DNA-binding transcription activator activity, RNA polymerase II-specific; protein heterodimerization activity.